Molecule: messenger RNA, 6474 nt
Organism: Rhodotorula toruloides NP11
Lineage: Eukaryota; Fungi; Basidiomycota; Microbotryomycetes; Sporidiobolales; Sporidiobolaceae
Product: B-block binding subunit of TFIIIC family protein
Exons: 13
Coding region: 1-6474 (2157 amino acids)
Biological process (GO): transcription initiation at RNA polymerase III promoter; 5S class rRNA transcription by RNA polymerase III
Cellular component (GO): transcription factor TFIIIC complex
Molecular function (GO): DNA binding
Source: RefSeq, a predicted model, not a curated record
AUGAUCGACUCGCUCUUGCAGUUCCUCCUCGAGGAGGUCGCGAUGGACGGGGACGCAGGAACGUCGGUCGCCUCGCUCGGCGGCUUCGUCGAGCAGUUCUAUGACCGCGCCUCGUCUGGCCUCGAUCAGCCCUCAACUUCGGAUGGCACCCGCGCUCAGCGGGUUGACGACGCCUUCCUAUCGUUCGUCUGGGAAGCCCUCCUCUCACAGCCAGGCGUCCGCGUCGGCGUCCUCUCGCAGCUCGCCGUGCCAGCUGCCAACGAGCCGAAAGUUGAAGAGCAAGGAAAGCAGGACAGCGUUCCUCCUGCAGACGGCGGUGAUGCCGAGGAGGCAAAGACUGCAAAGGACAAGAGGAAGAAGAAGAAAAUCGAGCGCAAGGCGCAAGGACCGACGCACGAGGUCCGCAUCAUCGAGGGCGACGAGCGCGAGGAGGGCCGCGCCGCUCUGCAGGAGCGGUACGGCGAUAGCUUGAGGAUCCUUGCAGGCGAGGAGACGGCGUGGGUCGCGAUUACUGGCAGCCAUGCGAGGCCCACCAGUCUCACGCCGACGAUCUACGCCGUCCUUCAGAUGAUCUCGCGCGGCAGGGACGAGGGCACGACAGCCGUGCGCAUCUCGAAGGAAAUGGGCAUCGACCCGAAGAGCGUCUUCCACUACAUCAAGAUCCCGCAGCAGCUCGGCAUCAUCAAGAAAUUCAGCGACAUCGACGAAGGCUGCCGGACGAACCGCGUCGUCCACGUCCGCUACCUCUCGACCUCGGCCGCCUGGGCCGCGCACAUUGCCUCUGAGCCCGAUGUGAAGGAGGAAGAAGACGGCGAGGAAGACGGAGAAGACGGUGCAGACGCAGGCUUCGGCGGCGGCUGGGACGGGACCGAGUUGACGCCGAUCAGCACGCUUUACCUGACGACGAAUGUGCCGCUCAUCCGGAAGCGCGUCGUCAAGGCCCUCAAGCGCCGCAAGGACUGGUGGAUGCCGCACUGGGAGCUGCACUCGGCAAUUGGUCUCCACACCGCCAACUCUCGCGAGCUCCGCCGUCUCAACUCGAUCGUCUCGGUCAUGGCGAACGAGGGCAUUGUCGAGAAAAUCGCGGUCACGAAGAAGAGGUCGGCGACGCAGUCGAGCGUCGUCCAGGCGUUGCGCUUGCUCAAGCCUGAGGACGCACAAGAAGGCGCGAACGGGUCCGAGGCGUUGGCGAGCGAUGAAGACGCCCAGGACGACGAGCACGCUUGCCCGGUCGCUUAUCGCUCCCUGGAGCGUCAGAUCCUCGACCUGCUCAUGGACGCCGGAAGUCGAGGCUUGACCAACUUCGAGAUCUCGUCUGCACUCGGUGCCUAUCCCGUCCGCUUCAUCGACGUCCUCCUCCAGCGCUUCGGCCGCUACCGCCCUCCUGCUCCUUCCGCCGACUACACGAUCCACUCGGUCCACGAGACAAUCGGGCGAGUCAAGCAGACGCGCUGGUUCUCGCUCGUCGGCUACCUCUCCUUCCGUCGCUCCCGCGGUUUCCCCGACGAGGAUAUGGAGGCGCAGUGGCGCGAGAUCGCCGACUCCGCGUCGCUUGGAGGCUGGCUCACGCCGGAAGGUGAAGGUCCGGCUGAAGGACAGUACGGCUCGAACACGGAACGACACGCCUGUCUCGCCAAAUUCAACCUCUGGGCGACGACCGCCAAGAGCGUCACGGGCGUCUCGAAGAAGCCGAAGAAGGCGCCGGCGAAGAAGCGGAAGGCUGCGGCGAUCGAGGCUGCUGACGGUGUCGAGCAGCCUGCGGAUGGCGCGGCGGACGAAGUGGAGGAGGACGGCUCGCCCCCGCCGAAGAGGCAGAAGGCUGUGAUCGGCCGACCGCGCAAGCACCCUCUCAAGCCUGGCGAGGAGACCUACUACAUGCGCAAGAAGCGGGAAAAGGCGGAGGACGAGGAGAGGGCGAGGCAGGGCCUGCCGCCGAUCGAGAGGCCGAAGGCGAAAAACGCGAGGAAGAAGCCGCCGAAGAAGAAGGAGGCCGAGCAGGCGGUUGAUGCUGCGACAGGCGACGGUGAAGCUGGGGCGAGCGGUUCGCCGCAGGCUGUCACGCCGAUUGACGAGCCGCCUGCCGCGACUCCUACACCGGCGAAGAAGCGCGGUCGGGCGCCCAAGAAGAAGGACGCCCCCGCCGAGACGGCUGACGGCAACGAGCCUGCGACGGAACCGUCGACACCUCAAGUUCCCGUCACGCCUGCCACCAAGCCACGCAAACGUGCUCGUACAGCUGUCGCCGCUGAAUCAUCCGCCCCUGCGACACCUGCCGCUCCAACCGCUCCAAAGACGAAGCCCACGACUCGCCAGCGCCUCGAACCCUACAUCGACAUCCCACAAUCUUCUGUCUCCAAGAAGAAGAAGAGCGUUGUCAAGAAAGCGCUCGACGCGCUUGCCGGCAUUCACAGCUCUUCGCCGCCACGAGGCGACCGUCCCGCUUCGCCAACUCUCGACACGUCCGAUAAGCGGAUUGAGCAGGCGGCGAAUGCGCAACCUGCGGAGGCUCCUGCCGAGGCGUCUGCUCAGCCAGCGGCGGAGCCCGCUGCGUCCGGUGCCCCCGCUCACGAGCCUCCUGCAACGCCAGCUGCGACGCCCGCCUCGAUAGGCCGCAACGCCACGUCCGCGACUCCCGUACUGCCGACUCCAGCCAGCAAGAAGAAGCCUGCGACCGGCCGCCCGUCCGUCUCCUCUCGCGCCAACCUCACCUUGCUCGCUCGACAGCAGGAGGUCGUCGACUACGUCCAGGCCCAAGGCGGCGUACUCGAGUACACUUACCGCCUCAACGAGGCGCUCUACGUUUGGGGUCAGAAGCAGAACCCUCCGCGCCACGGCUACGUGAUCGACCGCGCCAACCUCAAGCAGGUCCUCGAGGCCGCGACAUCGAGCGGACAGCUCCGCAAGACCGUCGUCACGGAUAGCAAGUCGCAACGACACGACGUCUUCUACCUUACCUCGCUCGCUUCAGACAGCGCGAUCGUGAAGAACUAUCUCGACGACAUCGCCAACCGCGACCCUCACGACCGCUUCACAAGGUACGAAGUCCAGCCCGACCUCGUCGUGAUGUCGGACGAAGACGUGCCGACCAAGGAGAAGCAGGAGGACGACGCAGGCGCCAAGAGCACCUUCCUUCCGGACCCGCAACCGACCGACGGCCAGGACCGGGUGCGCAGCUUCUUCCGCCACCAUCAGACCCUUCUCGGUCGCUCUCACGGCGUCAAGCACGGCCUCGUAGCACGCGCGCGCCAGCUCCACAAGUGGCUCGCAAGUCUCGUCUUCUCGCACGUCGACGAGAAGGACAUCGUCGUCAAGCGCGACGAGGACGGCUUCGUCAUCGCCCAGUCGACGCUCCUCAACUCGAUGCCGCUUGGCGUCUUCCUUCGCAUCGUUCCCUUGCCCGUCCAGUCCGAGACGCUGGACGCCUUCCUCGCCGAGCCGGACAAACUCGAGUUGCCCAUGCGCGACGUGCCCAAGGAGAUCGCCGACAUCAUCAGGCCUCGCUCGAACAAGCGCAAGCAGUCGCUCUGGAAGGACCUCCAGAUCCUGAUCGACCUCCAGCUUCUCACGCCUCUCGUCAUGGGAACCCUUGCGACGACCCGCUCUGUGGCCCCGACCUUCGAGGUCCCCACCAACCCGAAGGCCUGCACGCACUGGCUCUUCCGCGCGCGGGCACCCAUCUACGCAUUGCGCGACCCUGCCCUCCCGCUCGUCGACGUCUGCCCCGUCACGGACAUCGACGAAGUCUUGUACUUCUGGAAUCGUCUCCACUCCGUCUCGACGGACCCAUCUUACGACGACGCCGGCCAUGCGCUGGACGACCCUGUCUUCCCCGCGACGUGUCCGACACGCCACCUUCGCAAGCCUGAGCUGCUGAGGCCGUUCAAGUGGCGCGACUCUUACGAGCUCGCACCGAGCCAGCGCACCUUCCUCAACAAGCUCGCUCACCACGAUCCUGGCCUAACCGACCCUGACGCCGACCGCACUGUCGAUCUCGAGGCGUGGGCUGCUUGCCUCCUCGCGCCGACAAACGUCGUCAAGGACUACCUCGUCAAGAUCCGUGACCAGGAGGCCGAAGAGCUCGUGCGGCCGAAGCGCAAGAAGCGCAAGACUGACGGCGCUGGAGGGGGAGCCGGAGACGAGGAUGAGGCGGGAGCGGACGAGGCGAAGACCCCGACGAACCUCGCUGCCGCCCUCGCGCGCAAGGUCAGGGAGGCGGCGGAUCAGCGCGAGCGCGACUGGCAGGUCAUCGUCGAGCGCUUCCGCCAGGAGCACGGGCACCCGGAUCUGGACGAGAGCGUCGUCGACUGGCUGCACAAGACGUUCCAGGACCCGCACCGCCGCGACAAGCUGGACGCCAAGCAGCUCGACUUUGAACUCCGUCGACUCUUGCCCGCCGGUCAGAACGCUCCGACGGACCCUUCGAUGCGCACGAUUGUCCCGACCUCGCUUCAGCAAAAGGCUCGCCUCGCGAAGGACCCGUACGCCAUCAAGCGGCAGCCCAACAUCCGUCGCCGACCGGUCGUCAAGCGCGUUCGUGCCAAGCAGGCGACUCCUGCGAAAGAGCCUGCCGAGGAGGCGGAUGAAGAGGAGGACGAAGAAGCAGCAGGUUCGCCGUUGCCUGCGCAAGAGCCCCUCCCUGCGGAAGGGCGCACGACACCGCUGCCGUUCCGUCGUGGGGACCAGACCGAGUUCUUGACCAACCCCCUCGGUCCGCGACCCGACCUUCCGGCCGGCAAGCGCGCCUCGCGCAGUCGCUACACGCCGGAGCAGGACGACCUUCUCCUCGACGCUGUCGCGGUCCUCAAAGUCCGCGCUCUGCACCUCCGCGCGCCUCGCCCGUCGUACAACCCGCUGGGCGAUUUCUUCUCCGGCAACAAGGCUGAUGCCCUGGCCAAGCGUGCGGGGACGCUCCUCAAGCGUCAGCAGGAGCGCGACUUUCACGAACGGCUCGUCUCGACUUGGUUCAACGCCUACAAGGAGCACAAGGACGAGCUCGAGGACCCGAACCCUCACAGCCUCGUCGACUUCGACCUCGCCUCGUUCAUCAGGUGCAUGCGCACCCACGUCAACAAGCGCGCACUCCGUCUCAUGGGACCGCUUCCUCCUCCCCUCGUCAAGGCGGACCCUUUGCCAGACUCGCUCGACGCCUUUUCCCGCUUCUACCACGUCAAGCCGGCGCUCGAAGCCGUCCACAGUGGUCGUCAAUUCGAGAAGGUCUGGACGAAGCACCAGAUCGCGAUGAACGAGCGCGAAGAGGCGGCGGUUAUGGGUGCGUACGCCAAGCGGUGGACGGACGAGCCGGUCAAGGCCGACGCUCACGACUGCAAGCACAACCUCGCCAUGUCCGCCAUCAAGGCGAUCAUGACCAUGGAGGAGGAUUCCUACGUCCCUGCGCAAGGAGUAGCCAUGCUCUCGCCGUUCAGCACCGCCGAAGCCAAGGCCGCACUCGACGAGCUCAGCGCGAAGGCAAUCGCCGCACAGCUGGACAAGGAGCAUCGCCUUCCCGGUCGCAACUUCGCCUUCGACGACAGGUUUUUCGAACGUCUCAGCUUCCACCUCGACCUGGCGCAUCUUCAGACGGCAUCGCACCUCGAGCAGGAUCUCCAGCACGACGAAGGCGGCGUGUUCCCCCUCGUGCCGACUGAAGGCGAGAUGAUGGCGUUGUUUGAUUUCGUCUCGGACGACAAAGUCGAGCUCGAGGUGAACCUUGGCGAAUUGACGGAGAAGACGCUCGACUUCCUCGACUACCGCACGCGUCAAGCUAACGACGACGACAUUGAGUGCACGGUCAACAUCAGCCAGCCGGCGGGCUUGAGCGGGAAAACCGUCCUCCUGCAACCGUCCUUCUUGCCUUCGACGUCUGCGGACGACGCCGACAGUCUCGAAGGCGCCAAAGUCACGCUCAGCGCGAUCGGUCGCACCCUCGAAGCUCAGCUCUUCUGCGAUAUCGAGGCUGCUGGCGAGGUUGGCUUGCCAUUCAAGUCGUUGAUGGCACGACACGAGGACCGCGGCCGCGAGGCGCUUUUGGCUGCUAUCAAGUACCUCACGGCCGGUCCGCAACCUCUCGCCUUCUUCGCCGGCACCUCGGCUCUCGUCCUCGUCUCGAACGUCCACGCCGCCUCAUGGACCUUGCAGCCUGUCUUGCAUGACGGCGUUAUCGACACGUCGAGGCGCUUCCUGCCGACGAUGUGGACGAAUGCGAUGGGCGAGGUCGACCAGGAGCUCUGGCAGCGUGCGGGCGCUUGGGUCAAGGGCGAGCUGUGGCGCUUCGCCGACCAGACUUAUCCGUCUCUUCUCGCCCGCGCGACCCGCCUGCACAUCCUCUCGGCUGUCGACCUCCAAGUCAUCCUCACCGCCUUCCUCCAUGCCGGCAAGGUCCUGCGUCGCUCGCCAUCGACCGGCGCGCUGCUCGCCGCGGACGACUUGGUCGACUGGGACCUCGACACCUGGUCCUUCGCUGGCGCUUUCUGGUAG